Molecule: messenger RNA, 629 nt
Organism: Homarus americanus (American lobster)
Lineage: Eukaryota; Metazoa; Arthropoda; Malacostraca; Decapoda; Nephropidae
Exons: 2
Coding region: 88-531 (147 amino acids)
Source: RefSeq, a predicted model, not a curated record
GAGGAGCUGAGCCAGUGAAGGCAGUGCGGUAUAUAAGGCAGAGACGGUACGGGAAGUCUUCAGUUGACUUCUAACGUUCUACCUGAGAUGUAUCGCCAGAUCCUCCUCUGCAUGGCCGCGUGUGCCUCCGUGGCACUAGGACAGCCCCAGAACUACCAGACCCCCAGGUCUCAUGAGACCUACCAGGCCACAGGGAUCUUACAGCCAGAAUCAGCAGACCUUGGCGAAAACCAGAGACUCGUCGCCGCCACUAUUGACAUCCUGCCAGAAAUCACUGAAGUUUUGCAACGUGUGGGAAAUAGUCGCUCCACCGACCCAGAACGCGUCCAGCAGGUCAUGCUUGAUUUCCUUCCCCUCUCACGUAAGGUCCUGAAGGCCACUGCAGAUGCUGAGGGCAAAGAACUUAACAGGAAGGAUAUUCAGGAUAUUAACGCCGCCGAAGCUGUCAUGCCUUCCGUGAUCGAAUUCAUGAACAAACUGAGAGAGAUGGACUUCUUCGGUACUGAACAACAACAAAAAACAUAUCAGUAACUUGGACACUAGAAGCAAGUUUACCGACCUAUAUUUCAGAAUUUUGUUUAUAUCUGUCAUGAUAAUCUAAUUUAUCUCAAAUAAAAUUUAUCAUAGGC